Molecule: messenger RNA, 3814 nt
Organism: Lutzomyia longipalpis
Lineage: Eukaryota; Metazoa; Arthropoda; Insecta; Diptera; Psychodidae
Gene: aux
Product: cyclin-G-associated kinase
Exons: 7
Coding region: 78-3680 (1200 amino acids)
Biological process (GO): positive regulation of Notch signaling pathway; regulation of clathrin-dependent endocytosis; protein phosphorylation
Cellular component (GO): cytoplasm
Molecular function (GO): AP-2 adaptor complex binding; ATP binding; protein serine/threonine kinase activity
Source: RefSeq, a predicted model, not a curated record
AAUGUUUCUUCAGAACAUGGCGACGUCGUUCCAAAUUCGUGUGUAAAAACUCCAAGAUUUUAUGAAUUUGUUGGAAAAUGAGUGAGUUUUUCAAGUCGGCUAUUGAAUAUUUUAAUCCAGGAGCAAAUGGGGGCUAUGAGAAUGAGUUUGUUGGGCAAGUUGUUGAAGUUGGUGCUCUGAAAUUGCGAAUAAAACGUGUGAUUGCCGAAGGCGGAUUUGCGUUUGUUUACGUUGCUCAGGAUAUUCAUUCGAACGUUGAGUAUGCUCUCAAGAAGCUCAUUGGUGCAGAUAAGGCAGCUUGCAAUACAAUAAUAAAUGAAAUAAAUAUCCACAAACAACUAUCAGGACAUCCCAAUAUUGUGACCUUUGUAGCAGCUUCAUUUAUUGAUCGCACCCAAUCUGCCCAAGGAAAUGCUGAAUAUCUCCUAGUUACAGAGCUAUGCAAAGGAGGUUCUUUGGUUGACUGCCUGCAAUGUGCUCUGGAUCCUCCAACAGUUCUUCGGGUGUUUUAUCAAGCAGCUAGAGCAGUUAAACAUCUCCAUAGUCAACAUCCACCAAUUACGCACAGAGAUAUAAAGAUUGAGAACUUCCUUAUUGGAACUGAUGGACUCCUCAAGUUAUGUGACUUUGGGUCAUCUACGACGGAUGUUUACAAACCAGACAUGACUUGGUCUGCACAGCAGAGGAAUAAUCUGGAAGAUCAAUUAGCCACAGUGACAACACCAAUGUAUCGAUCGCCCGAGCAAUUGGACACAUGGUCAAAUUACGAAAUAGGACCCAAUACCGAUGUUUGGGCGCUCGGAUGUAUCCUCUAUGCUUUGUGCUUCCAAAAGCACCCAUUUGAGGAUUCUGCCAAGCUCAGAAUACUCAAUGCUAACUACACCAUUCCAAGUGAACAACGAUACGCUUGUUUCCAUGAUGUUAUCAAGGGAUGUCUUCAGGUUGACCCGAAUAGACGCUUUGAUAUAUCAACGGUGCUGGAGAGAUUAGCUGCAAUUGCCGAGACAAAAGAAUGGUCCCUAAAGGGGCAACUUGAUUUAAAGGGCAAACCCCUGCAUACACCGAACAAUGAGACACCGCACGCCAGUCCACACCAUGCUGCAAAUCGAGUAGCUCCACCACCACGUCCUGCACCACCACCUCAAGCAUCCCCCUUGCCAGUGCAUCGUCCUGCUCCACCACGUCCAAGUGAAGCUCCCCGGAAACCCGUUCAAAUGCCCCCAAACACCAAUCAUCCCCCAAUGGAUCCGUACCAGCAGCAGCAGCAACAUGGGGGAAGUGGAUUGUUCUCAUCUCUCCGUGGCGGUGCUGGGAGUUUUCUCAAAAAUCUCCGGGAUACUUCAUCGAAAGUCAUGCAAACGAUGCAGCAAACAAUUGCACGCACUGAUCUCGACAUUAGCUACAUUACAUCGCGAAUAGUUGUGAUGCCGUGUCCAUCGGAGGGUUUGGAAUCGGCAUACAAGACAAAUAACAUUGAUGAUGUGAAGAUCUUUUUGGAAAGCCGACAGUCACUUGCCAAGAUGAGUACGUACAAUUUGGGCCCUAGAACCUGCCCGCGACUUCCACCGCCUGUUCGCACGGUUGAAUGUGGUUUCAUGUACAUGCCAGCAGCUCCGAAGGCGCCCUUCUUGCACGCUAUGUACUCCAUUGCUGAAGAUAUGUAUGGGUUCUUGUGUACUGACCCGAAAAAUGUUAUAAUAGUUCAGAGUGCAGAUGGGGGGAAGGCAACAGCAGCUACAAUGGUGGCAGCCCUACUGAUUUAUGCGGAUCUUGUGAAAGAACCCGAGGAUGCAAUGCAGAUAUUUGCCGUAAAGCGUAUUCCACCAAAUAUGAAGCCAUCUGAGCUGCGAUAUUUGUACUAUCUAGGUGAUAUACUACGAUCUACACCGCACUUGCCACACUACAAGCCAGUCACGCUGAUUUCCAUUUCCGUGGCACCUGUGCCGCGUAUGACAAAGGCCCGCGACGGAUGUCGUAUGUACAUGGAAAUAAUGUGCCAUGAUCGAACGGUAUUCUCAACGAUUCAAGACUACGAUAAGAUGCACCUGUAUCAUGCUUCCGAGGGAAAGAUAUCCAUUCCUGUGAAUAUAACUGUGUGCGGUGAUGUAACAGUAUCGAUUUAUCAUGCGAGGAAUGCCCUAAAAGGCAUGGGACGCCCCCAAGGACUGAAAGUAUGUCAAUUCCAAUUGCACACGGGAUUCAUUCCGGAAGAAGAGACCCUAAUUGACUUUGAUAAGCCCGAUUUGGAUGAUGUACCGGACAUUGAGCAUGUUCCAGUGAGAUUUCACGUGUCACUAAGUAUUAUUGUGGGGGAUGCCGAGAAAUUGCCACAGAUAACACUACCGUGGUUAACGGCAAAACCACCGCGAGAUCCGCAAAAUCUCUUUAGCACAGCAUUAGAAUACGAAGAGGCUGUAGAUAAUUUUAUUUCUAAACCCGGUCGACCUAGUGUCCCAUCAUCAGCUGCACCACCACCUGCUCGUCCUCCACCACCACCACCCCAAGCAUCCGCGCAUGUACCACAGCAGCAAGCAUUCAUGCCCCCCAAUAUUCCAGUGGAACCUUCUGCAGCGGCAGAAGCACAAGAUGCAAUACUAACAGGCAUUGAUCUUCUCAAUGUGACUAAAAGUGAUUAUGACGAACCAGUGCAAGACUCAAAGAUAAGCACAGAAAAAAGUUUUGAUCUCUUGGGGAGCUUUGAUUCGGGUACAACAGCGGAUGUUUUGACAUCCAACGGCGGACAAUAUUCCAAUGGCACUCAGAAUGCAGUUCCGAAUCUUCUUGAGGAUCUCCAUCAUCCACAAUCUAGUCCAGCUUCGAUGCAUUUAAAGGAUUUGAAUUUUGACGUUUUCUCCUCCCAUCAGGGUGUUGCGCCAUCGAAGGCAAAUGAUGCUAAAUUCGAUCCCUUUGCCAGCAACUACAUGGAACCCACAGAGGUGCUGCAGCCACGAAAUGCCGAAGCGAAACCAAUGGAAAAGUCCCCAGAACAACCAGCAGCAGCUGUUGAUCCAUUCUCGGAUUUGGACAGCCUUGCGGGGGGAUUGAAUGCAAAUUGGGGACAGCGAAAGGCACCAACCCCAAGUCCACAGGCAACACAAUUCUCCAGUCCAACGCAUCAGUAUGCAGGAUCGCAGAAAGUUUCACCAACUCCGAGUCAGCAGACACACAAGAGUCCCGUUGAAUCGAAGGCUGACUACAGUCGUACGCACUUCUCGGAAACCUUCCAAACUGCGGAUAAUCAAAAGGCAAAAGGUGCAACUGGAGGGGAUAUAUUUGCAGACAUUCUCGGGAGUCAAGGAUACACGUUUGGUAGUAAGAAUUCACAAGGACCUCGUUCAAUUAAUGAAAUGCGUAAGGAAGAGAUAACAAAGGAUAUGGAUCCGGAGAAAUUGAAGAUAUUGGAAUGGACUGAUGGCAAGAAGAAUAACAUUCGAGCCCUUUUGUGCUCAAUGCACGUGAUACUCUGGUCGGAUGCAAAAUGGAACAAAUGCGAAAUGCAUCAACUUGUUAGUGCAGCGGAUGUUAAGAAGGCGUACAGGAAAGCAUGCUUAGCCGUACAUCCUGAUAAGCAAGUAGGAACUGAAAAUGAGAAUAUAGCUAAAAUGAUUUUUAUGGAGCUAAAUAAUGCAUGGAGUGAUUUUGAGAACGACAAAUCGCAACAAAACAUGUUCCAGAAUUAAUUAUAAAAUAAUUAAUUGAAUAAAUUAAUUAAAUAAAUUAUAAUUAAAACAGUGUAACAAAAACAAUACAAUAUUUACUCUGAAAUAAAUAAAAAAAAAUAUAUUAUAUUCCGUGUAAACGGCUUAAGUUGAAA